AUGCCAGGAGACAGUUUUGCGCUGAAAGCCUUCGAAAAGGGUCGAAAUUUGAAAUUCGCUGCAGAAGGAUUUAGGAGCGAAAUCGCAUCGAAUCAGAAGGUGACACAUCCAAACGUUGUCGCGUUUCUCACAGCCUUCGAACAUAGAGACGCCUUCUACAUUGUGCUUCCUUGGGCACAGGGUGGAAACCUGCGACAAUUCUGGGACGAGUACUCCCUCGUUGGUGCCCAAGAAGGCAUAAGCUCUUUUGCGCCGUGGUACUCCAUGGACUGGAUGGCAGACCAAUGCUAUAACCUGGCUGAUGCCAUUGCCACCAUUCAUGGCCAUCGCUCCGAGUUGGGAGGGUUUGCUCUUCAGCCUCAGCUACAUCAAGACAUCAAGCCCGAGAAUGUUGUCUGUUUUGCUGAUUUUGUUGGCGGAAGACCAUUAUGGAUCCUAAAGAUAAUCGACUUCGGCUUGGCCUUGCCAGUCGUUGAUGGCUACGUGCGGCGGAACAGCGUCGUCCAAAUCAAGACUUAUCGGCCACCCGAAGAAGCGUUCCCCCACUCAAUGAUAGGUACUUCCUGGGACGUAUGGUGCUUGGGUUGCCUCUAUCUUGAGUUCGCUAUCUGGGCUCUGAACGGAUCAAUCGGGAUCGAUGACUUUCAAGCCGAGCGCCUCAAACAAGUACACGACACAUACGACGACCAUGGAUUCCCUCCCGUUCUAGAAGAUACUUUCUUCUCCAUGCGUAGAGGCAAGGAAGUUUCAGAUAGGAUGAGGACUAUGAGUACCAUGUUCGAAGGCGCGAAGAUGGUCCCGGUGCUCAAAGAAUCAGUCACGAUAGUGAGUGAGGCUCGAACACAACCCCCGAUUUAA
Colletotrichum abscissum is the source of this 858-nucleotide messenger RNA. Its product is annotated as CMGC/CDKL protein kinase. Gene Ontology annotation, molecular function: ATP binding; protein serine/threonine kinase activity. The record is from RefSeq and is a predicted model, not a curated record. The transcript has a single exon. NCBI's taxonomy places the organism in Eukaryota, Fungi, Ascomycota, Sordariomycetes, Glomerellales, Glomerellaceae. Gene Ontology annotation, biological process: peptidyl-threonine phosphorylation; peptidyl-serine phosphorylation. Bases 1 to 858 code for a protein of 285 amino acids.